GCAAUAUUUCUAAAUUAAAUUACGUUACAGAUCAGCGCCCGCGUCCUGGCAGACCAGACCGUAGCAGGGAUGACCGUCCAAGAGAGCAUCAUGACAGAAACCCCAGGCCCGGGAAUAAAAGGAUGGCUGACCGGGGAGAUGAUAGGAACCGCAAUGACCGUCCGGACCACCGUAUAGACAACCGGCCGGACAGGAGACGGGACCGUCCAGAGAGGAGGUCCAGGUUUGACAGUGGUGACAAGGCAGGUGAUAAGAACCCUGGAAAUAUGCUUCCUGGAGCUAUGAUGAUGCCAGUGGCAGGUCCUAGUGGCAUGAUGCCAUUUGGAAUGAUGCAGCAGCCCGGCCAGAUGGAAAUGCAACCAAUGGGAGGCAUGCCUCAUCCCAACAUGCCAAACAUGUCCAAUAUGCAAAACAUGCAGAACAUGCCCGGCAUGAUGCCUGGAAUGAUGCAGAUGAAUCCAAUGAUGGAUCAGAACAUGUUCAUGAUGAACCAACAAAUGAUGCCUAUGAUGCACCCAUCCAACCAGCCAAUCUACUGCAGCUCUGUUGUUCUCUUGACUCCGAUACCGGGUGCUUCUCUGCCUAACCGCAGAGAGCGGCCACCAGGCUGCCGUACAAUCUUUGUUGGAGGCUUGCCUAACGGUGUAAAGGAAGACAUUCUUCAAGAGAUUUUCCAGCGGUUCGGUAACAUUACCGACAUCAAGUUGCACAGACAGGGAGUGUGUCACAUCAGAUUUGAGAAGCAGGAAAGUGUGGAGGCUUCCUUCAGCAUCUCUGGAUUCCGAUUCAAAUAUCACAAUCAGGGUGACAGCGAGGCUACUACUAUCUUUGUGGACUUUGCAUUGAACCGCGACGACUACGCCGAGUUCGAGCGAAGCAAGCGCGGUAAGCGUGAUCCCACGCCACCGCGCAUUGAGCCGCUCACGCCGGCCUCUUUGCAGACUGUCACCGAGAAGGUCAAAAGUGAUGACCAGUUCGCUGAGGCUGCUCCUACCCUAGUCGGGUGGCUGGAACGCGGCGAAUGCAACAAGAAGAACGCGAACGCGUUCUACUCGCUCAUCCAAGCCUCCAACAACCAGAUCCGCCGCCUCUUCAACGAAAAAAUGGUGCUUGACGACGAGUACCAGAACAUGAAACUCACUAUGAAGGAGAAAUUCGCGCAUAUACUACUGCAAUUCGAGCAGGUAGCGAAAAUACUCUCCGCGGCGCGCCACCAGCGCGUCUCCGACCACUUUAGCAAGCAGCAGCGCAGGAACAUCGAGAUGUGGCUCAAGAUGACUGAGGAGGUGGAAAACAUAAAAGAAGAGUUUGAAACAAACUUCAGCGAGGAAGAGAUUGAGAAGAUUGGAAAGAACACGGUCCCUCAGGAGAAAUACGAUGAGCUCAGGGCAGAGCACGAGAACCUGAUGUACGAGCUGGAAGGCUACAAGAACGAGGCCCACCUCGCCAAGGACGAGGCCGAGCGAAAGUUCGAGACCUUCAAGGCGCACUUCAUCGCUCAACACAACUUGAACAACAAACAGGUGCUGCCGCCGCCGCCGACGCCGCGCGUCGAGGCGCCCAAGCCGAUGCCGCCGCCGCCCACCCCCGACGACAACAAGUACAUCGUCUCCGGCCCCGCCGUCCCCCCCUCCGAGGCCAAACUCAUCAGCAUCCUCACCGCGUUCCUCAUGGUGCACCCCCUCGGAGCGUCCCUCGACUACCUCGUCUCUUACGUUAGAAGUAUGACCCCCAACGUAACGCAGGCCACGGUGCAAGAGAUACUCCAGAAGUAUGAAGAUGUUUUCCGCAGAGUAACGUCGGGCGUUGGCGCGUCUAUUGAGAUUAGAUGGUGCUAUGUUACCUUUGAUACUAUUAAGCUGGAGCAACAUUAAAGUUAAAAGUUACUUAACCCUUUAGUCCGUAGCGGCAACAUACUUGUCAUCAUACUUAAAACAAAAACGCAUCUCUACGGAUAUCUCUCUAAGGAUUACGGUUCUAAAUCGAAUGAUUGUCAAAUGGUUAAAGGGUUAAGCUAGGGCUAGUGGCGGUUUGAUACAGCCCGACCUAAGUGUAGUUUUUAACGCUUGACGCAAAGCAAACUAGCCUAGGUCUCACUAUACGUGUUCUCAUUAUCCCACAACGAAUUGCUAGUUUGUGCAAGAAUUUUCCAAGUGAGGAUUUUUUCUUCUGUAGUAUAAGCAGUCGUUACAAAAAUUUCAAAGUAAAUUAUGGACUCUAUUUACAAUCAGGGGUUUUCAUGUUUAACUUCAGAUUACUUAGUAGAUAAGUGUUGAUCGGAAUGAUUACAAUAGAUUCUAUAUGUAAUUAAAUUUAAAAAGGUUUUGUCUUAGAAGAUAAAAAAUAGAAUGUUAUUUGUAUAAAAUGUUAUGUCAACUUGCUGAAUAUUCUGUUUAAUCAUAAAAUGUGCUCAGUGACGACUUAUGUACAAAUAUGUAUGCAGGCGUGCUAAGCUAAUACAUAGUUUCACUGUCUGUACAUGCAUUAAUAUUUUUAUGCAUACAGACAAUUCUAAAUGUGUUCAAUAAUUAGUAAUUAUUAGACAAUCUUCUAGUAAACUGACUGGUGAUGACAAGAUUUCUGUGCACUAAUUCUUAGUUGUAAUUAUAUUUAGGUCAUAGUGACAUUAAAGUGUAUUUUAAAAUA
Cydia splendana is the source of this 2646-nucleotide messenger RNA. RefSeq names its product ecto-NOX disulfide-thiol exchanger 2-like. The coding region runs from base 123 to 1874 and encodes 583 amino acids. Gene Ontology annotation, cellular component: external side of plasma membrane; plasma membrane. Lineage: Eukaryota; Metazoa; Arthropoda; Insecta; Lepidoptera; Tortricidae. The transcript has 8 exons. Gene Ontology annotation, biological process: ultradian rhythm. Gene Ontology annotation, molecular function: RNA binding; oxidoreductase activity. The record is from RefSeq and is a predicted model, not a curated record.